AUGCCCCGUCGCUGUAGCAAUUGCCAUCGCGAAACGCCUCCUACUCAGCUAAGAUCUUGUCCACACUGCAGAAAAGAAUUCACUACAUCUUUGCGUGCGUCGCCGUCGACAAUUCCAUUUGCAAAACACGAUCGAAGUCCUCGAAUUUCGUUAGGACAUAUCCGUCCACGAGCAUCAUCAUCAGCAGCAGCACAUAGAAUAACUCCGCGGGAAAAUGACACUCCUGUUUCAUGCCAGUAUAAAAAAGUCUGUGCAGAAUAUUUAUCGUCAUUGAGAUGGGAUAAAAGUUUUUUUGAUCGUCAACAUAACCGUUGUUACUGCGAAAACUGUUAUUCUAGCUCACGCGAAGAUACCACUGUUCAAGGUGGUUCAAAAUAUGUUCUUCCGCGUGGUUGGUGUCGAUUUGGUCUACAUGUUGAUCAAGUUCGCGCUGACAUUGAUCGUAUUUGGAGUAAAUGGAUCGUAACCUAUCACGGAACACGUCCGAUGGCCGCUCAAUCGAUCAUUCAGCACCGUCAAUUUCUCUUACCCGGUGACACUUGUAUAGAUGGUACAAAAGUUGCCAUACUGCCCGACCAUAUUCCCGGAAAAAAUCAUAUUUACACGUCUCCAACGAUCGCGUAUUCAAGUUAUGAAGCUUACUGUCCUCCACAACGCUUUCAUUCACAACAAACUGGUAAAACCUACGAUGCACGCCUUGUUCUUCAAUGCCGUCAACAACCGGGAUCAUACAAAGUACAAGGUGAAACAAUCAAUGCUGGCUCGAAGCGACUGUGCCCAUUUAUACCGAAUGAUCAAAUUGAAAUCUUUACGGAAGUAAGAGCAGCAGUAGUGCCCUAUGGUGUGUUAAUUCAUUUAACUGAAGUUUGA
Adineta ricciae is the source of this 870-nucleotide messenger RNA. NCBI's taxonomy places the organism in Eukaryota, Metazoa, Rotifera, Eurotatoria, Adinetida, Adinetidae. The record is from the annotation of a GenBank genome assembly.